Messenger RNA from Pseudocercospora fijiensis CIRAD86, 761 nucleotides. RefSeq lists its product as uncharacterized. The coding region runs from base 314 to 724 and encodes 136 amino acids. NCBI's taxonomy places the organism in Eukaryota, Fungi, Ascomycota, Dothideomycetes, Mycosphaerellales, Mycosphaerellaceae. The record is from RefSeq and is a predicted model, not a curated record. The transcript has a single exon.
GGAAAAUCUUGGGCACCUGCAAAGACACUACUCGCACUUCAGCGCUUCAGCUGAGUCACAGACUCAUGUUCACUAUUCUUCGUCGAAGGCGCUCUUGCUGCGAGGCAUAGUCAUAGACUCCGUUAACACCACAAGUGUAACAUGGACCUCUCGACAUCGUCCAGGCGAGCGUAGACAGCACAAACCUUGGACGUUAGGUCUUGUGAUCACUACGUGGGCCAAAUUCGCAAAGGCGUUUGUCCAAAAUCCACAUCCCUCGACAAAUGAAGCACUAGCCGAUGCCUUCUGGAAGACAUUAGUCCAGGGUCGCAAAAUGGAGGGCGGCGCUUUCACCCCGGCUGAUCGACUCGCCGCUCUGUCUACCAUCGUCGACUUCUUCAAAGCUGAUUUAUCCUUGCCUUCUGACGUGCAAUCUAGCGAGCUUGGGGGCGAUUGCACGGAAGAUAUCAAUUGGCGUGGCCGACCAGAAUUGCUCUGGAUGUACUUGUCCGAGGAGCUGGAGACUCUUAGACUUUUCGUGAGUGCUGAUGGCCGAUUGGGGCUCGGACACUAUGAUGUAGAGCCGGGAGACCGGAUUGUGCUCUUCGCUGGCGGGAAUAUGCCAUUCCUUGUAAGAUCUGUCGGUGGCAGUAACAAGAUCGUUUCAGUCUGCUACCUUCAUGGUGCUAUGCAUGGCGAGGUCUGGCCUGGCGAGGGUGGCCUUGAAGAUUUGGAAAUUUGCUGAAAUACAAGUUUGGCUUUGGAACAGGCAGCCACUUAUC